AUGUGCUUGCCAAGGAUGUGGGACAUGCUGGAGUAUUGUAGAAAGGCCACUUUAGGUACUGAAACCUCAUUUCAGUAAAGGACGGGGGAUUUGCAUGUUCAAAGAGAUGGUUCCAGUCUCUGGUGGGAAAAUUUCUAGCAACUUCAAUUAGAGCAUAGUCACAGUUCAUUGGUGCCCAGUGCUCACAGUGGAGAGGGUUGGAAGGAGAAGCUUUAUUGUUUUAUAGUGAAAAAUGAGUCAAGGAGUCUGAACCUGAGCAUUGGGAAAAUGAUGCUAGAUUGAGAAGUAUUCCGUAGUCAUAUUCACCUAAAGAUCAAUUUGACUAGGGAAUAGAGGGAGGGAUGAGCAAGCAAGCAGCUGAGAAGUAUCUGUGGCACCAGGGAGAAGGGGUUGUGAUGUUCACUAAAAGAAACCAUGGCUAUGGAUUUCAAGGCAUCAAGACCCUGUCAACACAGCUAAUCCCCACGGAUGUUGGCUGAAUAAGCCCUGGAUGACCAAAGACGUGCACUGUGGAAACCGUGUCAGCCUCCAGCAGGCCAAUUUGUCCUCAUAUUACACACUCUGUUGGCUCUGUUGCUAGACCCCCAGACUGAGGAGCUGUGUUGCGCGUCCCCCACCCAGUGAGGGUUGACAGAGCACGGUUAAUAAGUCAACAGAAUGCAGAAGGCACGACCGGAUUAAGAAGGCUGUUUUAUUUUGGUGCCCUGGACUUCAAGCAGAUUAAAUAAUCAAAAAGGCCGAGCCAUCGGGGUCAUGUUUGAAUGCUACAGCUGUUCCCCAAGGUCUGACAAACAUUCUUUAUGUGGUUUGCUGUCUGAAUGGGAAAGGCAGGAAUGAUCUCAGGGAGGCUGACACUCUAAGAAAGAAGCGAGACACAAUCAAAAGAUCUUCUUAUGGAAACUGACCCAAGCCAGAUGGAGACGAGGGGACCGGCUGCUUAAAUAAGUGGUCUACUAAAAUCCACAACUGUUUUCUGCAUCAAAGGAAAGGCCAAGCAAGAUUCACAGAAAGCAAAUGAAAAGUUUGCCAUGUCCUCAGUUUGUUGAUCUGCGAAUUUAAUAAGGGUGGGCUACGUGUUCAACCAAGAUGCUUGCUUGUGGAAAAUCAGCCAUGAAAGGUUUGCUGCUGCUAUUUUCCAGCAUGACUUUCCUGCUCCAGGGAGUAGAUAACUGCCCAGAGAAGUGCUUCUGUCACCCAUCCUCAAACUCUGUGGACUGUAGCCACCAAGGACUAGCUGAAAUCCCUCCUAAUCUGCCUCCUCAGACACUAAUCCUGCACUUACAGGAUAACCAGAUCCACCAGCUUCCAGCUCUUGCAUUUACGUCAGUAUCACAACUCAGAAUCCUAGAUUUGUCCAACAAUUCCCUUUCAAGUCUGGCCCCUGAAGCUUUCAGUGGCCUUCAUCACUUGCAAGUUUUAAACCUAACUCAGAACUCCUUGCUUUCUCUGGAAAACAGACUUUUCCAAGCACUCCCUCAGUUGAGGGAGCUGGAUUUGUCAUUCAACAACAUAAGCCAUCUUCCUGUAUCCCUGGGCAAGCCCUGGGAGAACCUAACCAUGCUUGCAGUGCAACAAAACCAGCUUCAACAUUUGGAUCGGGAGCUCCUGGAAUUCAUGCCUAGAGUGAAGCAGUUACUUCUCAAGGACAACACCUGGAAAUGCAAUUGCCACUUGCUGGGUCUGAAACUCUGGCUGGAGAAAUUUAUCUAUGAAGGAGGAGUAACAGAUGGUGUCAUCUGUGGGUCACCUGACACCUGGAAAGGAAAGGAUCUUCUUAUAAUCCCCCAUGAGCUGUACCAGCCCUGCGCGCUUCCUUCUCCAGACCUGACGUACUCACAGAAUCAGCAGCCUAUCUCUGCUUAUGGAGGAGAAGUCACAAAGCCUCCUGACAACCACAGCUUGAGACAUCAAGUUCCCUUGGAGUGUGAGGCCAAACCCAAGCCCAGGCCAGCCAACCUGCGUCAUGCUGUGGCUACUGUUGUCAUCACGGGGGUUAUAUGUGGAAUCGUGUGUCUCAUGAUGUUGGUGGCAGCCAUCUAUGGCUGCACAUAUGCAGCAAUUACAGCCCAAUAUUAUGGUGGAUCCUUGGCCCAAACCAGUGAGUCUGAGAAGACAGGAGGAAAGGAGCUGCUUGACAGCUCACCAGCCUGAGAGCUUUCAUCUCAAAGAGAUCAGUGUAGGCCAGAAGAAAUAUCUGAGUGGGACUGAUAUAUUUGCCAUUACUAUUUCAUUUUGCUUCUUUCCAAAAGAAGGAAGAAAAAUUAAUAUAUGUCUG
Molecule: messenger RNA, 2275 nt
Organism: Perognathus longimembris pacificus (Pacific pocket mouse)
Lineage: Eukaryota; Metazoa; Chordata; Mammalia; Rodentia; Heteromyidae
Gene: Lrtm1
Product: leucine rich repeats and transmembrane domains 1
Exons: 3
Coding region: 1087-2151 (354 amino acids)
Biological process (GO): positive regulation of synapse assembly; axonogenesis; regulation of presynapse assembly
Cellular component (GO): membrane
Molecular function (GO): protein binding
Source: RefSeq, a predicted model, not a curated record